AUGCUCUCCAAAUUGGUUCAUUCUGCACGUGAGUGCUCCAUCUUGAGCGCUAUCUCUUUAUGUGUCAUCCUCGCCGCAGCAACUCCUGCGGCGAGCGCAAGCAUCACCGCCAAGCAUACGCUCACAACAAAUGGAGCGGGAUUUUUUCCAUAUUACCGAAUUGUUGCCUUGGCGAAUUUGGGCAAUGGUAUCCUCCUGGCAUCAUACGAUGGGCGCCCAGAUGGAGGAGAUUCACCAUCCCCGAACUCAAUUAUGCAACAACGCAGUACGGAUGGUGGUGAAACUUGGGGCGAGCCGACCUAUAUUGCCCAAGGUCAACCUAAGACAUCUGCACUCCAACAAUACGGAUUUAGUGACCCAAGCUAUGUGGUUGACUCCAAGACUGGAAAGGUUUUCAAUUUCCAUGUCUUCUCGAAGAACCAGGGAUUCGCCAAUAGUGCGAUCGGAAAUGACGACACCAACUUGAAUAUACUGAGCGCUGAGGUUUCUGUUUCCACCGAUGGAGGAAUUAGCUGGACCACCGAUCCGGACCAUCAAUCCUCUUUACCUCCUGUUGCAUCUGCCAAUGUUGGUGCCCCUCCACUAAUUACGAAAGCAAUCAAACCGGUGGGUAGUACUGUCAACGGCGUAGCCAACGUCGGUGGAAUCGCCGGCCUAUUUGCCUCAUCCGGAGAAGGAAUUCAACUCAAAUAUGGCACACAUGCUGGGCGCCUGGUUCAACAAUUUCUCGGCAAGGUCGUCCAAUCGGACGGUUCAAAGGUAUCGCAAGCCUACAGCGUCUACAGUGACGACAGUGGCGCUACAUGGAAGAUGGGAAAGGUUGUGGGCACCGGUAUGGAUGAGAACAAAGUGGUGGAACUUUCCAAUGGCAAUUUGAUGCUGAACUCACGCCCAAGUGAUGGUAGCGGAUAUCGAAAGGUCGCAACCUCAACCGAUGGUGGUGAAACUUGGUCAACCCCAACAAGUGAAACCCAGCUCCCUGACCCAGGAAACAACGGAGCAAUUACAAGAAUGUAUCCAGAUGCGGCGCAGGGUUCAGCCGAUGCAAAGAUCCUCCUGUUUACCAAUGCAAACAGCAAGACAAGCCGAAGCAAUGGCACAAUCCGCUAUUCCUGUGAUGACGGAGAGACUUGGUCUUCUGGUGCAGUCUUUCAGUCAGGCUCAAUGGCCUAUUCUACAGUCACCGCGCUCGGCGACGACAGGUUCGGAAUAUUUUACGAGGGCGAUAGCAAUGACCUCGUCUAUAUCGAAGUUUCAAAGGAGUUCAUUGGUGUCUCGUGCUAA
Molecule: messenger RNA, 1284 nt
Organism: Penicillium expansum
Lineage: Eukaryota; Fungi; Ascomycota; Eurotiomycetes; Eurotiales; Aspergillaceae
Product: sialidase family protein
Exons: 1
Coding region: 1-1284 (427 amino acids)
Biological process (GO): ganglioside catabolic process; oligosaccharide catabolic process
Cellular component (GO): membrane; cytoplasm; intracellular membrane-bounded organelle
Molecular function (GO): exo-alpha-sialidase activity
Source: RefSeq, a predicted model, not a curated record